AUGUCGCAGGGCGACGUGGAGACGCCCACGACGCCCGGAAACGCGAUGGAGGGAGUGGCGACGCCGAGCGCGCCGAUUGAUCCCAAGAAGGAGGCGCUGAGGAAGUACGCGGGACUGCUGCUGCAGCACAAGGAGCUCGAGGCCAGGGUGCGCGCGUCGAGGUUCGAGUUGAUCGAUAUUCGUAAGACGUACGAUAAGACGGAGGAGGAUCUGAAGGCGCUGCAGUCGAUGGGGCAAAUCAUCGGCGAGGUGUUGAGACAGUUGGACGAGGAUAGGUUCAUCGUCAAGGCGAGCUCGGGACCUAGGUACGUCGUUGGGUGCAGAACGAAGCUCGAUAAGAGUAAGCUCGUGAACGGGACGCGCGUGACGUUGGACAUGACGACGCUAACGAUCAUGCGCGCGCUCCCGAGAGAGGUGGACCCGUUGGUGUUCAACAUGCUGAGUGAGUCCACAGGACACGUGGAUUAUAGCUCGAUCGGUGGGCUCGGGGAGCAAAUUCGCGCGCUCAGGGAGUCCAUCGAGCUGCCUCUGAUGAACCCGGAGCUUUUUGUUCGAGUGGGCAUCGCCCCUCCGAAGGGGGUGCUGCUCUAUGGUCCGCCGGGGACGGGGAAAACGUUGCUCGCCAAGGCGAUCGCGAGCAACAUCGACGCCAACUUUUUGAAAAUUGUUUCUAGCGCUAUAGUGGAUAAGUACAUCGGUGAAUCGGCGAGGUUGAUCAGAGAGAUGUUCGGAUACGCUCGCGAUCAUGAGCCGUGCAUCAUCUUCAUGGAUGAAAUCGACGCCAUCGGAGGGAAGCGUUUCUCCGAAGGUACGUCCGCAGAUCGGGAGAUUCAGCGCACGCUCAUGGAGCUUUUGAAUCAACUCGAUGGUUUCGACGUCUUGGGCAAGGUGAAGAUGAUCAUGGCUACGAACAGACCGGACGUGUUGGAUCCAGCGUUAAUGCGUCCUGGUCGUCUGGACAGAAAGAUUGAGAUCCCGCUUCCGAACGAGCAGGGUCGCGUUGAGGUACUGAAGAUUCACGCGCAAAAGCUGAACAAAGAGGGGGAGAUUGAUUACGAAUCCAUCGCCAAGAUCGCCGAGGAAUUCAACGCCGCGGACAUGAGAAACGUGUGCACGGAGGCUGGCAUGUUUGCCAUUAGAGACGACCGCGACUACUGCGUCCAGGACGACUUCAUGAAGGCUGUCCGCAAGCUUGUCGAGGCGAAGAAGCUCGAACCCGCGGCGUCGUACGACAGCUCGUUCAAGUCAGACAAGUAG
Messenger RNA from Ostreococcus tauri, 1257 nucleotides. Its product is annotated as 26S proteasome subunit P45. Gene Ontology annotation, molecular function: proteasome-activating activity; ATP binding; ATP hydrolysis activity. The transcript is spliced from 2 exons. The coding region runs from base 1 to 1257 and encodes 418 amino acids. NCBI's taxonomy places the organism in Eukaryota, Viridiplantae, Chlorophyta, Mamiellophyceae, Mamiellales, Bathycoccaceae. The record is from RefSeq and is a predicted model, not a curated record. Gene Ontology annotation, cellular component: cytosolic proteasome complex; proteasome regulatory particle, base subcomplex. Gene Ontology annotation, biological process: positive regulation of RNA polymerase II transcription preinitiation complex assembly.